AUCAGUGGGGUGAGUCGUGUUUGCUCUUUCAUAUACCCCGGCGGACACUCCACACGAACUGAGUUCUUCUUCUGAGCAGUUCCACCAGAGAAAUUGAAGUUUCUUCCAUGCCCUACUGGAGGUUCCAUUCCAAACGAAAGCAGCUACAUAUACGAAAAGAUGGAUGUGCUUCAAAAGAGAGCGUUGUUGAUUAAACCAUCUUACAAUGAAGCAAACAGGCUAAACGGCACCGAGAAUGACGUCCAGAACGUGAAAAAGGUUUUAACUGGAAAAUUUGAUUUUAAAGAAACAGCUAUCAAGGUAUUAAAGGACGAUCAAGCGACCAAGAAGAACAUCCUAAAAGAGCUCAGUGAGCUCACAGAGUCAUGCGAGUCCCAUAGCGUAGUGCUGGUGUAUUAUACUGGUCAUGGGACAUAUCUAGAAGAUUCACAGGAUGAGGGACUGUGUCCUACUGUUUCCCAAUGCCAAACAGAACCAGAGGAACCAAAGGAAGAGCGCUGUAUUACAGGACAAGACCUGAGUCCUUUCUUUGAAGCAUUAAGCAAAAAAAGUGUUUAUUGUACAGUGAUAUUCGACUGCUGCUACUCUGGUCACCUAUAUCGCGACAAAGAAGAAGAAGGAGUGAAAAUAAAACAGCUACGUACAAAACCCAGCGCAACAGCGUCCAAGCAUAAGAAAUACACCAAGGCUGAUCGAGGGGGAUGGAUACCUGGCGACAAAGAUAAUUUCUUUUACUUUGCGGCAUGUACUUCCGACGAGUUGGCUAAGGAGAAAAAGGAAGGGGGAUACCUGACCUUGGCUAUUGCUGAUACAUUAGACAAGCUCCAAUACCUCGAUCAAGUCACUUAUGAAGCUUUCUAUAGACUACUGAGAAAAGAGUUUCGUGAAAAAAAUUGGCAUAACGUGCAGACGCCUCAGUUCGAAGCAGGGAAUUUCAAAACAGUGCUAUUUGGAACCUCUCAAGUCGAGCAGGCCGAAGGAGGAGUAGAGAUCUCUGAAGUUAUUUCUACCGAAGAAUUCGUCCUUAGUUCUGGGUCCGUGCAAGGUUUGAGAUCAGGGUGUUACCUCGUCUAUAAAGCAACUGCAUCAGAGCAGAGUAUCAAGAAAGGAUCCUCGUCCCCAGAUUAUUUGGGUACUAUUGCUGUCAAGGAAAGUCAAAUUCAAAGCACACAUGCAAUUGGAUCGUCAGAUAGACCUCAACCUAAGAUUACUUGUGGUUGUCUUGCAUAUCUUCAAGCAGCAGCGCGUGUCAAACGUAGCGUGUAUUUCUCUCCGGCACCUUUGGAUAUGACAAUUAAAGAGCCUCUGAUCUUAGAGCUAAAUAAAAGUGAUAUGUUUACUGUAGUCGCAUAUCCUCCAACAGUAACGGUUAAUGACCCAGACCCGAUCGGCAUUACCUGUGAGACCAUUAAAAGUAAAUCAUGCUGGGUCGCUCGUCGAAGUAAUAGAAUCCUCGUACCACCGAUCAGUGUCGACCGUGAAAGCAUUAUGGCUAAAAACCUAUGUCGAUAUAUAAGAUACGAGACAAUAUUUGACAAGGCUCAGCCGCCAAAGGACGAUGCAAGCCUGCUCAAAAAUGUGAAUCUAAAGGUGUUUAAGGUAGAAAACGUGAAAUACAACAACAAGACGAGAAGUAGUGUGAUCGCUAAGGAACUGCAGAAUAGGAACAAUGUUGAGAUUACUACAGUCAAAGAUCGAGAAGUCAUUUUCAAAGCUCAUGAACCGGACGGCAAAGGAAUCAAGCCUGGCUCUGGUGAUUCGUUCCUAUACCAAGUUAUAAACAAAAACGACACUGAGAUUCACAUAUGUGUCAUCCUGUAUCAAUGUGAUGGGGAAAUUAAAGCCAUUUAUCCUAGGAAAAAGGGAGGCACGACCCUUCUUCGGCGAAAUGAUACUGCUGAAGAUAUCGCGCCUCUUUUUAUACCUGACGGCUGCGCAAGAGCCAUGGCGGAGCCAGAUCCUGCUAAAGAGGAACCGCAAACGAUCUCAGACACAUUGGUACUGUAUGCAAGCACCAAACCAGUGAGCUAUGGUGCAAUUUUGCAGUCGGCUAUACAGACAGACCCUGAUCUUUCCAGAGGUGCAGCUCCAAAUUCGGGUCCUUUAAGCGAGUUGGAGGAUUUCCUAAAUAUUAGAAUGAGGCCUAUACCUAAUUUUGCAGAUGAGGAAGGGAUGAAGUACACGAUCAAGAAAGUACAAAUCUUCACCAGGAAACACAAUUCACCAUAAAUACCAUCGCAUCACGUGAUCAAUUAACACGUGAAAAGUUUUAACCAAUCAUGAUCAGGAUCGUCUGAUCACGGGACCCACGUAUAUCAAUCAUUUCAACUUUGCUUGAUUUUUGAUAAUAAUGUGUUUUAGUUUUUAAAUGAAAUAUACUCGCAUGGAGCACUCGCACAAAAUACGAAAAAAAUGUUUUACUCGGUAAAUUAUCGUUGUGCAGUAUAGCUGUAUUCUCAACCAUUUAUAAUUAUUACAAGCCUUUUGCAUCACUCAAUCAGUCACAUCAAGUAGUUUAAUAAAAACGUGCACCAAACAUAUCAAAAUAAACAUCAUAAAAAUCCAAAAA
Molecule: messenger RNA, 2569 nt
Organism: Exaiptasia diaphana
Lineage: Eukaryota; Metazoa; Cnidaria; Anthozoa; Actiniaria; Aiptasiidae
Exons: 13
Coding region: 160-2229 (689 amino acids)
Biological process (GO): proteolysis
Molecular function (GO): cysteine-type endopeptidase activity
Source: RefSeq, a predicted model, not a curated record